ACUUGUGGCUGUUGAAGUUGGCUGACAUAACCGCACAGUAUUGCUCCGGAUGUAUGCAGACCUAAAUAUUCAAUUUAACGCAGAUUUAACUUCAAUUAUGGUUCUAAAAUCUAUAUGCGCGAUUGCAACCAGAGUAUUGUUCAUCAGUCUCGGACUCAUCGGAAUAUGGCGAGUCACACGAGUUAAAGAUGAUAACCGUUUUUGGUAUCUGAUGUUUCUUUUCCUUCCUCUCAUUGGGGAAAUGAUCUUUAGUUUAAAAAUGAAAAAAGGGAAUUGCUACAGGAGGUUCUCGCCGGCUAUCCUGCUGUUCCUCAUCACCGUUGUACCGUCCAUCUGGAUAUUGGAACUGCACCACCAGGAAAACAGAAAUGACAAACCCCAGUGCUUGAAAUUGAACUCCUGGGAGGACGUGAAAAACAUGACAGGUUCCAUGGAAAGUCACCAGGUGUUACAGGGUGCAGGUAAAGUGGAGACCUCUCUGUGUCUUGAUGACUGGAUUCUGGGGCUGCACCAAGCCCUCCUCAUCCUACUGAUUUUGGGGAAAUGGCUGCUGCCACUAGGAGGCGGUGUCACCAGGGACGAACUCUCCCAGCUCCUGCUCAUCUAUGUUGGCACGGCAGCGGACAUCCUGGAGUUCAGUACCGAGACACUGUCGGAUGUUAAGGAGAAUAGCCCCCAGUUGGUGAAUUUAAUUCUCGGGGUUUGGUCUUUGAGUAUGCUGCAGUUUCCUCCCCAUUUGGCAGUGGUGGCCCCAGACAAGUCCGUGGACCCUGCCAAAAAAUCCCUGGUUUACAGACGCAGCACGGACAUGUGGAACAUUAUGGAGAGCCUGAUCAUUCAGGACGGCCCCUUCCUGGUGGUCCGGCUCUUGGUCCUCAUCUACUACCAAUACUUCAACCUCAUGCUGCUCUUUUUCACUGCUAAGAACUUCCUGGUGGUUAUACUCAACGUGUACUGGCUGGCUGUCCUUCGCUUCGAUUACAGGAACGGAAACAGUAACAGAAACAAUAUAGUUUAGUUUGAUCUCACGCACUCAAUGAAAUACGAACCUGUAUAAAAUAAAAUAAAAAGAAAUUGAAAGUCAGUGAAAUAAUCUAAAUCGAAAUGAUUCUAAAUGAUGAAUGGUGUUUCUUGAUUUCUUGGAAAAGUAUUGUUUAUAAAAAUGCCAAAACAACAAUUUACUAAAGUUUAGAAUAGAAACUAUGAAAAUAUUCCUAGCUGAUUCAACUAAAUUCUAAUAACUUGUUAGCUUUGUAUCCAAAUGAAUAUGAACAAUAGUAUUGAAGUAGGCUCAAUGGAAUUAAGCUUUUACAUAUGGAGAAAAUUCACAUUGGUUGCUUUUAAACUAGCUGCGUUGACAAUCUGUACAAGUCAUUGUCAUUGUCUGACAAAAAAAAAGAUUGACAGCAAAGCUCAAGAAUUUAUUUACAUUACAUAAACACUUGAAUCGGUACAUGAAGAGGAACAUUCAUAGUAGGUCACGUCACACAAAUUAUUUCUUAAUGUGCUGUAAAUCUACCAUUUCUGAGAAUGGGCCAUGGUCUAAACUUCAUGGACUCAGGCCAGGGAUACUCAAAUCUCUGCCUUCAAGGACAGUGGUACUUUUCUCUUUCGUUUACAUUCAGAAGGUAAUCAGUCCUGGUUAGAGAGGAGGAGUAAAAGCCAGCAUUACCAUUGACCGCAAGGGCCAAGUUUGUCCCUGGCAUAUUCACUGGUUUAACCAAGCUUUUGGGAUCUACUGCAUUUCAGUGGCGUAUUUGUGAUCCCAUGCUUGCUUAAAUCCUUGAAAGUGCUUGAAUAAUAGUAUACAUACAGUAUGUAUGUAAUUGAAGUUGAAAUACAUACAGUAUACAUGUAAUUGAAGUUGAAAUUAGAUUUCCCUCGAGUGGCGCUACAUACAGUACAGUAUUUCCAACUGCACAUGGUACAUUGAGUCAGGGCUCACAUAUUGCAUUACAUUACUUUACAUUAUUGGCAUUUGGCAGACGCUCUUAUCCAGAGUGACGUACAACAAAGUGCAUAUUGCCACAUGGGGGUGCCAAUUCCUCUAUGCUGCUUAGUAAUUAAGUUUUGAUGUGUGAAAUACUGUACUGGUGACCACAGUGGAUUGCUUUUACCCAAGUUUCGAAUGGGUGUAAGUUUCUUAUUUUUUCUAUGGGCUGACUAUUCUGCAAUAGUCGCUAUUGCGAUGGCUAUUGCAUUAGUACUGUAAUGGGUCUUAAAUAGUCAUUGAGUACCCUGUGGAUCUUAUUGCUGUGCCAAUCUGCUGUUGAGUGUUAUGAUUAUGCAUUGAAUAUAUUCAGCUAAGUAUAUCUUAAGGUGUCCCGAAGUAAGCAAUUGUAAGCAUUUUUAAGGAUUGCUUUUACCCAAGUUUCGAAUGGUUGUAAGUUUCUUAUUUUUUCUAUGGGCUGACUAUUCUGCAAUAGUCGCUAUUGCGAUGGCUAUUGCAUUAGUACUGUAAUGGGUCUUAAAUAGUCAUUGAGUACCCUGUGGAUCUUAUUGCUGUGCCAAUCUGCUGUUGAGUGUUAUGAUUUUGCAUUGAAUAUAUUCUGCUAAGUAUAUCUUAAGGUGUCUCGAAGUAAGCAAUUGUAAGGAUUUUUAAGGUGUUUUUUUUAAUAUAAAACCUUUUUGUUUUUUGCUCUACUGUCUAUAUGACGAACUGUUGCUUUAAAAUAAACCUGGGAAAUGGUCUAA
Molecule: messenger RNA, 2694 nt
Organism: Conger conger (European conger)
Lineage: Eukaryota; Metazoa; Chordata; Actinopteri; Anguilliformes; Congridae
Product: transmembrane protein 26-like
Exons: 6
Coding region: 50-1018 (322 amino acids)
Source: RefSeq, a predicted model, not a curated record